Molecule: messenger RNA, 1571 nt
Organism: Juglans regia (Persian walnut)
Lineage: Eukaryota; Viridiplantae; Streptophyta; Magnoliopsida; Fagales; Juglandaceae
Product: dof zinc finger protein DOF5.4-like
Exons: 1
Coding region: 250-1221 (323 amino acids)
Biological process (GO): regulation of DNA-templated transcription
Molecular function (GO): DNA binding; DNA-binding transcription factor activity
Source: RefSeq, a predicted model, not a curated record
AGAGGAUAUUUGUCAGAAGGAAGCUGUUGCUGUGCUUUCUCACACACACAUAAAACUGCGAGAGAGAAGUUUCCCAGUCACAGUCAUCAAGUGUGCGCAAAGCACUUCCCCGGAAAAAAUAAAAUAAAAUCCUACGAGAAAAUUUGCAGACUCCAGAGUUGUUCUUACAACGAGACUUUGGAAUUUACGCACCGGGAAAAAAAGAUUUAAGAUUCUCUCGUGAGAUUGAGACGAGGCGAGGUUACAGAAAUGCAGGAAAUCCAUUCGAUCGGAGGGGGAGGGCGACUGUUCGGAGGUGUCGGUGGAGGAGGAGCCGAUCGGAGGCUUCGGCUGCAUCAUCAAUACCACAACCACCAGCAGCAGAACCAUCACCAGGCGCUCAAGUGCCCCCGGUGCGACUCGCUCAACACCAAGUUCUGCUACUACAACAACUAUAACCAGUCCCAGCCCCGCCACUUCUGCAAGAGCUGCCGUCGCUACUGGACCAAAGGUGGCGUCCUCCGCAACGUACCCGUCGGCGGUGGCUGCCGCAAGGCCAAGCGCUCCAAGCCUAAGCCUGCUUCCUCCGACACGUCAACUCCGCAGCCGCAGCGGCAGCGAGAGCGCAAGUCCAACUCUAAUUCUAGCAGCGAGAGCUCUAGUCUCACCGCCACAAACACCAACGCGGCCACGGAGGCGGUUUCAACGGAGGUUCCUUCUUUAAACUCAUAUUCGAAUCUGUUGAACGUCCAGGACUCCAAAUUGUUCAUCUCCAACCCUAGUUUCGAGACGGGGUUACUGGAACAAGGUUCCGACUGCGGAAUAUUCUCGGAGAUAGGGAGCUUCACGAGCCUGAUAACGGCGUCGAGCGAGGCAUUGCCGUUUGGAUUCAAUGGAGUUUCGGAGACGACGCCGUUCAGGUUGAAUCACCAAAGCCAUGAUCGCCAUCAACAGCAGCAGUGGCAACAGGAGGAGCAGCAGCAGUGUAAGGCGAUGAUGAGAGGUAUGGUUGGAGAGGAAACGGAGAUUCAGCAGGAGAUCACGGGGGAGCUAGUGGAUCAGACGGUCCAGCUCGAUCUAUCAUCCUUGCAGGAUAGAUCGAGCGGUGGAGGUUUCGGAUCGUUGGAUUGGCAAGUUAGUGGGGAUCAAGAUUUGUUCGAUCUACCUAACACCGUCGAUCAAGCAUACUGGAGCCAGAGUCAAUGGGCUGAUCAAGACCACCCAAGUCUCUAUCUCCCGUAAAUAUCUGUCUCGUUUUAUCUCUCUCACAUUUAACUACAUAUUCAGAUAAAAAGAAUGAAACAAAAUCAAAGAAUGAUGAAGGAGGAAAAGAAAAACAAGGAAUCUGGGAGAGAGUUAAAAUGGGAAUUAUGCAUAAUGAUGACUGUUUUUGCUAUGUAAAUUGAUGUUUGUUUGUUUUUUUUUUGGAAUUUCGUUUCUGGGUUCAUUAAUUUUGAUGAAUCCGGAAGGUGUUUGAUCAUAUAUUUGAUGUGAUGCCUACUAAUUUAUCAAAGAUAUUAAUGGAGAAGGUGUAUAGGAUCGUGGCUUCUUUUGGUUUUGCUGAUUAAAUGAUUAAAUUCAGUUUGUGUGCA